This is a messenger RNA of Corticium candelabrum, 723 nucleotides long. RefSeq lists its product as uncharacterized. Bases 195 to 563 code for a protein of 122 amino acids. Gene Ontology annotation, biological process: multicellular organism development; Notch signaling pathway. Gene Ontology annotation, cellular component: membrane. The record is from RefSeq and is a predicted model, not a curated record. Lineage: Eukaryota; Metazoa; Porifera; Homoscleromorpha; Homosclerophorida; Plakinidae. The transcript is spliced from 2 exons.
ACAUCUACUAAAGCGCAAUGGUAGUCUAUGACUGUAGUGCUUACCAGUAGAAAGAGUGAUUGGUAUAAGAUGACAUUAAAGGUUUUAUAUUGUUUGUAGAUCGAGUAUGGAAAUGUAGACAAAUAACUCCCACGGUAAACCAUGCAAGAUGCAGAUCUAAGGGGCGGAUGCUUUAGUUGAUUGGUUGACUGAGAAUGUUGCUGUUACGACUGGUUUUAGUGUUCUGUUGGACAGGAUUGGGAGCUGCUGACGGUAACGUGGAGAUUUACUUUGACUUUUAUUUGGACAUUAAUCUACAACAAAGCAAUGGAGAUUGCUGUCGCCCUGCUGCUGGUGCUUGCUUGAAGAGCUGUGCCAACUAUUUUGAAGUGUGUUAUCGACCUGUCAAUACAACUGAACUCUUUCUAACCUGUCAGACAACUGGAGUGCUUCUCACUGCACCUGAUCCAGUAUUUACAUCGGCUCAUAGCCUAAGCUUUACAUUAAACCAAACGUUGGGAAAUGGCAUAAGGAACCCCAUUUCUUUGUUUUUUAAAGGUUCCUGGCCAGUAAGUGAGUUUUGACAUGUUCAGUUGAAUGUAGGAUGACCUUGCAAUGUAAUGACAUGUUGAUCAUGCUAGGGUGGAUUGAAUCUGGAAGUUAAUGUGUCGAACUAUUACACAAGUCCUCCUGCAUUUAUAGGGUCAUUUGUGUAUGAGGAUAGUAGCACCAGCUUUGGAGAUU